Molecule: messenger RNA, 988 nt
Organism: Abrus precatorius (Indian licorice)
Lineage: Eukaryota; Viridiplantae; Streptophyta; Magnoliopsida; Fabales; Fabaceae
Exons: 3
Coding region: 59-391 (110 amino acids)
Source: RefSeq, a predicted model, not a curated record
UGUUUCCUUUCUUCUAUUUCUUUUUUUUUUUUUUUUCACAACUAGCUACAUUAACACAAUGCAUCACAGUCACCAAUACCCACUGCCUUGUUUGUAUUGCCACCCAUAUAGCUAUAUUAGGAUGGUUCAAAAUCUCAUAGAGAGAUGCAUGCUCUUUCACAUGAGUCAAGACCAGUGCAUAAAGGCACUAGCAGAACAUGCAGGGAUUAAACCACUUGUUACAGUCACAGUGUGGAAAGAGUUGCAAAAGGAGAACAAGGAGUUCUUUAGAGCAUAUUUACAAGUUGUCUCCCCAAGGCCAUUCAUGAGUAAGAGAUCUAAACUUCCAUGUCUUUUCCAGAACCAGUUUGGUUUAAAAUUUGAAACUACGAUGUGGAAACAUAUAAAAUGAUUGUGAAGAUUUAUAUGUAGCUCAACAUCAGUUUAUGACCAUUAAUCUUGGUAUAAUUAAGGCUUCUAUCUAUGCUGUGCAUGCACAGUUAUAUCAGUUCUUAUUUUUUAAUUUUUCAGGUAGAUAUUUUCAAAGGGGACCAAGAUUAGCAAGAAGGAAACACUGGAAAUGAUCAAGUAAUUAGUAGUGGGCCAGUAAUCCUACAAGGGAAAAGUGAACUGGAUUACUCUGUCAUCAUUAAGUUAAAGAUGGAUCAGGGAUUAUUAGUUACCGGUUUAAAUAUUAAUGAUGACUAAUCAUAGCAAGGAAGUUGUUAGCUUUAUUUUUGGUCAGUAUCUCCUUAGGAUUUGUGGGUUCAUGGCAUAUAUAAUGGCCUAUGGUUCUAGUUCUUUAAAACUAGAUGCUGUUCUGGAGGACAUAAAAGAAAUAAAAUUGUACCAUAGCCAUUAGCUAUAAGGAUGUAAACAAAGUGAUUCAAGUCUUUUACAUUUAGUUUUGUGUAAUUUUUUAAGUUUAUUUGAGAUUUUCAUUUCUUUCUGUGGAUGCUUAUUUCCAGUAUUUUGACUGUAAAAAGCUGUCAUUGGAAUAAUUUCCACA